This is a messenger RNA of Bombina bombina (fire-bellied toad), 1785 nucleotides long. Its product is annotated as muscarinic acetylcholine receptor M3-like. Gene Ontology annotation, biological process: saliva secretion; G protein-coupled receptor signaling pathway, coupled to cyclic nucleotide second messenger; positive regulation of smooth muscle contraction. NCBI's taxonomy places the organism in Eukaryota, Metazoa, Chordata, Amphibia, Anura, Bombinatoridae. Gene Ontology annotation, molecular function: G protein-coupled serotonin receptor activity; G protein-coupled acetylcholine receptor activity. The record is from RefSeq and is a predicted model, not a curated record. Gene Ontology annotation, cellular component: dendrite; synapse; plasma membrane. Bases 1 to 1785 code for a protein of 594 amino acids. The transcript has a single exon.
AUGAUCCAUCAAAGUAACAUCACAUUUUUAACUUUGAUAAAAAAUUUAAGCUCAGUAUUGAAUACGGUUUCACAGACAACAGAUGAUGGAACAGAAUUACCUCCUGGGAGCUAUUCGUUUACUCAGUUCCUUUGCAAUUCUUCUUAUGUCACGGACGAUAGCAAUACUUCCCUUACUGGCAAUGAUACGCAGAAGGAUUAUUUAGGUGGCCACAGUAUAUGGCAAGUAGUAUUAAUAGCCUCCUUUAGUGGCAUAAUUGCCCUAGUGACUGUUAUAGGAAAUAUCUUAGUUAUUUUAGCUUUUAAGAUUAAUAAACAGCUAAAAACAGUCAACAAUUAUUUCCUGCUAAGUCUUGCCUGUGCUGAUCUCAUCAUUGGCAUUAUUUCUAUGAAUCUCUUUACGACGUACAUUAUCAUGGAUCACUGGGCAAUGGGAAGCCUUGCGUGUGACCUGUGGCUUAUGAUUGAUUAUGUGGCAUGCAAUGCUUCUGUAAUGAAUUUAUUGGUUAUCAGUUUUGAUCGUUAUUUUUCCAUUACAAGGCCACUAACUUACAGAACUAAACGGACUACAAAAAGAGCUGGGAUUAUGAUUGGUUUGGCAUGGAUAAUAUCAUUUAUACUUUGGGCCCCUGCUAUACUUUUUUGGCAGUACUUUGUUGGGAAACGUACAGUUCCUUCUGAUGAAUGCUUCAUUCAGUUCUUGACAGAACCUAUUAUUACUUUUGGAACUGCUAUAGCUGCCUUUUAUCUUCCUGUAUCAAUUAUGACAAUUCUAAACUGGAGGAUCUAUAAAGAGACAGAAAAACGUACUAAGGAAUUAGCUGGUCUUCAAGCUUCUAGCGGGAAUGAAGAGACUGGAAAACUUACAAAUCGGGCCAGUUCAAGAAGUAACAGUAAUUAUGAAAUCCAGCAGAAUAUGAAGCUAUCCUCAAGGAACAGAUACAGGUGGUGCCCUUUCCGUCCCAAAACCAAAACCUGCAGGUCAGAUAUGAGACAAAUAGAACAAGACCAUAGCAGCAGUGAGAGUUGGAACCAUGUAGACGCAAAUGCCUCGCUUGAUAACUCUGGUACAUCUGAUGAAGAUGACACACCUGAAAAUUCCAGAGCAAUUUAUUCCAUUGUGUUAAAACUUUCAGGGCAUCAUACAAUCCUUAGCUCUACAAAAUUACCAACAUCUAAUCAACUGAAUGCAUCACCAGAUGGUCCUCAAAAAUCUAAUGCACAGAACAAAGAAACCAAGUGUAAAACCAUGAACUCACAAAAGAAUUUAAGCAACAGGGGAAGCUACAAAAAGAGUUUUUCUGCAAUUGUAGCAGAAUCAAAAUCUACAGUCCCCAAACCCCAAACUCCACCAACACAACCAUUGGCUGCCAGAACAACUGGCCCUCCUAUAUCUUUUAAAGAGAUAACCCUUGCUAAAAGAUUUGCUGCAAAGACCAGAAAUCAGAUUAAUAAGCGAAAGCGAAUGUCUCUUAUCAAAGAAAAAAAAGCAGCUCAAACACUCAGCGCAAUCUUGUUGGCUUUCAUCAUAACUUGGGCUCCUUACAAUAUAAUGGUUUUAGUUAAUGUAUUUUGCAAGAGUUGUAUUCCCAGAAUAUUUUGGAACUUGGGUUACUGGUUGUGUUAUAUCAAUAGUACAAUUAAUCCUAUGUGCUAUGCACUUUGCAAUAAAACAUUCCGGACUACCUUUAAGACAUUAUUACUGUGCAAAUGGGAUAAAAAAAAACGACGCAAAAAGCAAUAUCAAUUGUCAAAGCCCAUUUUUGCACAAAAAUUUGCCCAAUGA